UUACGGUUUUAUUCAUGAAAUCCAAUUUAUAGUAUUGUUUAUCUAAUCUCUGAUGUAGAUACUGAAUGUUAUUGAAUUCUGAGUACAGAGUGUAUUAUCGGUGCAUGGUUAAAUAAAACAACUCACCAGUAUGAUCUAAAGGUCUUCCUAUUAAAUUUAACUGAUUUGGUUUUUUUUGUAAAUCAUGUAAAAUUUCGUUUAGCUGACGCAGCAAAAGCUUUCAUUUCAUUUAUUUUUCAUUACCCUUACACUGCUUCCAUAAUUUAAUCCACCAUGGAAUUGGAUUCCUCUUCAUCGUCAUCUUAUUCUUUAAUUGGAUACCUUUCUAGAACAUUAGGUGCCAAUGAAAAUGCAGUUAAAAUCUUUUUUACACUUUUAGCUGGUUAUCCAAUAGCCAUAAUUUAUAAUUAUUGUAUUGUCAAUAGAAGCAAAUUGAUAAAGAAAUUGUUCUUCAUCGUUUCUGGUUUGGCUUUGGGACUUUUCAAUCAUGGUUAUGAUUUUUUCCAUACGACUGUUACAAUUCUCACCAUGUAUUUUGUGCUUAAAUGGUUUGGCGAUUCUAAAUUUUCUGUUAAAUUUGCUUAUGUUUUUUGUUCGGCCUACUUGUUAUGCGGUUAUUUUCUUACUCAAAUGAAAUCAAAUGAUUAUAGCUUCGAAUGGACUAUUCCUCAAUGUGUUUUAACUCUUCGCUUAAUUGCAAUAGCUUUUGAUCUUUAUGAUGGCAAAAGAAUUCAAGCGAAAGUAACUGUUAAUGGUGAACCAAUAAAAAAUGAUGCACCAAUAUAUGAAGCUCCUGAAUUUCUUGAAUUAUUUGCAUGUUGUUACCUUCCUUUCUCAUUCCUGGUGGGACCUCAGUUUGAGUACAAAAAAUUUCAAGAAUUUUUAAAUGGAAAGGAAAAUGUUUACAAAAUAUGUGCAAAUCAAGCUACCAAGAAGCUUGGACUUGGAGUUUUAUAUUUAAUUUGCUAUGUUAUCGGAGAAAAAUAUUGUCCUCCAUCUAUUUUGUUAUCUGAUUACUUCAACGCAUCUGGGUUUUUCAUGAGCUUCACAUUAAUUGCAUUAACAACUAAGAUCCAAACUUGCAAGUAUAUUGGUAUUUGGAUUCUCUCUGAGGGAAGCCUAAUCAUGUCUGGAUUCACUUAUGAUAAGCAGAGUAAAACAUUCAGAAACUAUUGCAAUGCAGAUCCAUAUCUCUUUGAAACUACUCCCACCUUCGGCGGGAUCAUUCGAUCCUUCAAUAUAACGACGAAUCAUUGGUCCGGCAAAUACAUUUUCAAGCGCUUGAAGUUUCUUGGCAAUAGGAUUAUCAGCCAUGCAGCUACCUUAGCAUAUCUUGCACUUUGGCAUGGCUGGAAAUCAGGUUACUAUGUUACCUUUGGAAUGGAGUUUAUGAUCAUGAAAAUGGAGUGGGAGGUUACGGCAAUUAUGCAAAAACUUCGACGAUCCAACAAAACAUUGGACAAUAUUCUUAAUCAAAGCUAUGUUCGAUUAUCAAUAUUGGCUUUUCUUCACAUUUACACCGUCUAUAUGUUUGGAUAUUGUCUUGCUCCUUUCAUACUACUUACUUAUACGAAAUGGGUUCCCGUUUUGGCGCACGUUUAUUUUUCUGGACACUUGUUUUACAUAUCAUGGAUAAUUGUUUCACCCUUUGUCCAUUCUUUAAUUCUUCCUUACACCCGGUCUCAGUCAAAUAAUGCAAGUUCAUCCAGGCCAGCGCAUUCUGAUUCUAAUUUAGAGUUAGAUGAACCACAAGAAGCGUCUAAAAGCAAAGCUGAAUAAUUUAAAAUUAUUUAUGAUGUUCAAUCUAAAUUCAAUGUGAAUUUAAAAUAUAUAUAUUCAUAUAUAUAUUCUUGUCUAUAAAUAUUGCUUAUUAUACUUGA
Molecule: messenger RNA, 1880 nt
Organism: Tetranychus urticae (two-spotted spider mite)
Lineage: Eukaryota; Metazoa; Arthropoda; Arachnida; Trombidiformes; Tetranychidae
Gene: nes
Product: lysophosphatidylcholine acyltransferase 3 protein nessy
Biological process (GO): lipid modification; phosphatidylcholine biosynthetic process
Cellular component (GO): membrane
Molecular function (GO): 1-acylglycerophosphocholine O-acyltransferase activity; lysophospholipid acyltransferase activity
Source: RefSeq, a predicted model, not a curated record